GAUGAACUUUAAUAAAUGCCAAAGUUGUGUCAAUAACGAAGCUGAACUGACAAAGCUACACAGAGAGAGGCAAGUGGCUCUCGAGGAAUUAUCGCAAUGCAAAGCUGAUAAGGAGUUUGUUUGGUCAUUAUGGAAGAGAUUACAAAUAGCCAAUCCGGAUAUCACUCAGGCUAUUAAUCUCGUUAUUCAAAGGGAAAAAGAAAAAGGUGAAGAAAAAGAUAAAAAGAUUCUUCAAAUCUUGCAAAAUAAAGAUGAACAGAUAUCUUCCUUAAAAAAUAAUCUGAACGCAUAUUCUAUAGAGUUAAAUGAGACAACAUCUAUAAAGCAAACCCUUCAGAAUAAAAUCCUCACUCUUUCGCAAGAGACAGAAGCUUUAAAGUUUAGGUUACAAGAAUUUGAAGAACAAAACAGUUUAAAACGUGUUGAAGAGUUGAACAGAAUUAAUUGUAAUCUAACAGAAGAAAUAAAUAAUUUACAAAGUCUUGUAAAAUCUCAAAGUGAAGAAUUAGUGACUUUGGAAAAUGAAAAUAAAGAGCUAAAGAAAAGUUUAGAUGAACUUGAUCCGAAAUUAAAACGCUUUGAAAGUUCUUAUGAACAAUUUGAAAUUAAGGACAAAGAAAAUGUUGAAAGUUUGAUAACUUUAAAGGAAGAGGUGCUUCGUUUACGAGCCGAAAUUAAUAAUAAAGCCAUAGAGUUGGAAUCUUGCAGAGAAGAGCUUAAAGAAUUAUGGAAUACGCAUACCCAAACCACAGAUCAUGCCUCACAGCAAUCUAAUUUGAUAAAAAAAUUACAAAAUUUACAAAAGGAUACAGAAUCAGUUAUUAAUAAACAAGAAGAUGCUUAUUCUCAAGAAACAAAUUCUUGGCAGCAGAUGUAUAAUGAGUUAGACAAUCGGUAUAGACUCCUAAUGCAAUCAGAAAGUGAUGCACAGAAAGAACUUAGAAGAUUAAAGUCAACAUUGUCUGAAAAGGAUUUCAAUCUCUCCUCGUUACAUAAGCAAAUAAAAAAUUUAUGUUCAAUAGUAAACUACGAUAAUUUUGCUGAAAAUAAUGAUGAAGAAGUAGGUAUUUGUACGGAUGAUUUAGAGUUGCAAGUUAAGCUAUUAGAGGAAAAACUAAAAGAAAAGAACAGACUAGAAAGUGAAGAUGACACUGAAUUUCCCAGGGCGAAUAGUGCUAUUUUAGAAAAGCGAAUAAAAUGUUUAGAAGAAAAAUUAACUAAUACUGAGGAUAUGCUUUCAAUCAAGAGAGAAGAAUUGGAAGAAUUACGACAAGCUCACGAUAGAAGAAAGGAAAGACUGAAAUCAAUUAAUUCACAAUAUAAACUUAGUAAAAAGCAGUUGAAAACCUAUGAGCAAUAUGAAAAAGAUAUGAAGGAACAAAAAAAUUCUUUCAAAGCCCUUUCAAGACCAUCAGCAGCUUCCUUAAGAAAAGAAAAUACAAAAGAAGUUUGGAAUGAACUUGGUAUCUUAAGAAAAGAGAAUAAAAAUCUAAUAAUGGAGAGAAUGAAUUUACAAGAAAAAUUGGAUGACUAUAAAGUUAGAGGCGCUCAAGAUGCUGCCGCUUUACAUGAACUGAGAGUUUGUUUACAACAAGAAAAAGAAGAAUUAAAAUUUCAAAUACAACAAGCAAGAUUAGAGGUUGAGAAUAGAGGUCCACCGCCAUAUUUAAUAAAACGAAUUAAAGAUUUAGAAGAAGAAAGUAGGUCUAUAAAAUUACAAUUGGACGAGCAGCAAGUCGAAGUAGAGCAACUUCGAGAAGAGAGAAAUUUCUUAAUAGAGCAAUCUAGAAUUCACAAAAAAGAAAUAAAUAAAGCCAAGCAAGAAAUAGCUGAGAAGCAUAUCGAAUUUAUCAACGUUAAAAAGGAUCUUACUGUUGCCCAGAGAACUAUUAAAAAAUUGAAUAGAAGACGAGCUAUGCUCUCAUCAAGCAGAAAUAGCAUUCACAAGAAGCAGCCAUUAGCGGCACUGUCCCGAAUAUUGGAUGAUCAACCUACAGAGGACGAAUGGAUCGAUGAAUAUAUUGAAGAACAAAGACCAAUUAGAAAAGAAAUAAAUCAAAAACCUUUAAAGAACAAGAGAAGUGAAGAUGAUUUUAUGAAAGAUAAACCAAUAAAAGAGAAACAGUAUAGAUCAAGAGCCACUUCACCGGUAACUGUCCACGAGCAACGGAGUGACUCCAAAGUACAAAAACAACAAACGAUUGCUUUAAAACAAAGAAUUUCCGCUCUAAAUAAACAGGUUUCUUUACUAAAGCAAAGUAGAUCCGCUGUACAAAAAUCUGAAAGAGACUUACGAAAACAAUGUGAAGCCUUAAAAUAUGAUUUAUCUUUGACAAAUCAGAGGUUAAACUCUUCCAAAAAUGCUGUUGAUCGACUGCAAUGCGAUCUUGAUAGAUUAAGGGCUGAUAAAGAAACCCUGGUGCUAAAACUAGAAGAGAGAGAGGGAUCUGUAGAUGAAUCUGUCAAUACUGAAGAUAUGAUAACAAAAUCAGAAGCUGAAUGGGCAAUGCAGUCAGCGAGGCUUAGAGCAGCUAAUGCAGAUAUAACACGUCAAAGUUGUCAAAUCAGAAAACUAAAGCAGGAAUUAUCGGACCAAAGUGAACGCAGUAUAGCUGCAAAUGAAAAAAACAAUCGAUUAGAAAGGGAUUUAAUUUCUAAGAGAAAGCUUCUCGAAGAGUUUAGAAAUAAAUUGAACAAAGCUGAACUACAGCAAGAAUCUAGAGCACGAAAUUCUGCCGAGACAGAAGCAAAAAUAGAAUCACUUACAGAGCUUUCUUCCCGUCAAAAGGUUCAAAUUGAAUCUCUCAAGCAAAGCUUGAAUGCAGCAAACAAAAUACGAUACGAGGCCGAAGAUAAACUCAACAAAGUAACGAACGAACUGGAUAAAAAGAACCGUCAAUUAAGUGAUGCUCGGAAGUCGAAAAAUGAAUUACAGACGGUUGUUAAAGAUGUAGAAAAUGCUGCGGAAUCUCACAUGAAAGAUUUGGCUUCGCAAAGCGAAUCAGCUCUAUCAAAUGCUCAUCGCCACUUAAAAACUACAGAGAAUCGUUUGGCUCAGUACCAACAGUUUAUUAAAACUUUUUCGAAUGAACUAUUGGUUUCUUUAUACGAAAAUAGGACUGCAUUGAGGAGGAAAGAAGAAGAUGAGCUUAAAAAGUCAAGAAAGGAAGACGAUGGCGAUGAAGCGCUGGAUAAAGCUAAAAAAACAGCUGCAGGUAUUUUAAAUCUUAGUCAUUCGGACCUGGAAGAAAUUCUUACUGGAAAUAGUGAUAUUGAGAGUAAAGAAAGUAGCCUCUGCUUUGAUUCUGACCCAAAAUUACACGAAGAAAUGCGUAAAGAUCAAAGAUGGAUGAGAAAAGUACGAAAGUUACUUCGUGAAAAGGAAUUCGCUUUUACUCUAACUCAAGCUUUCAUGGAAAAAGUCUCUGAAAAAUGUCACUUAACCGCUCUAUUGUAA
Molecule: messenger RNA, 3457 nt
Organism: Dimorphilus gyrociliatus
Lineage: Eukaryota; Metazoa; Annelida; Polychaeta; Dinophilidae
Source: the annotation of a GenBank genome assembly